Haemorhous mexicanus (house finch) is the source of this 3913-nucleotide messenger RNA. It is a transcript of the gene TMC5, whose product is annotated as transmembrane channel like 5. Gene Ontology annotation, molecular function: mechanosensitive monoatomic ion channel activity. The transcript has 23 exons. The coding region runs from base 654 to 3512 and encodes 952 amino acids. Gene Ontology annotation, cellular component: plasma membrane. The record is from RefSeq and is a predicted model, not a curated record. NCBI's taxonomy places the organism in Eukaryota, Metazoa, Chordata, Aves, Passeriformes, Fringillidae.
ACCCUUCUCUCUGAGGUGUGGCACCAGCCUGGCUGCGAUCACAGCCGGGAGCGUGGCAUUUCAGUUUGGUGUAGGUUGCGUGUUGGUGUCUGCUAGCUAGUGAAUGGAUGUGGCGCUGUACUUUCCAAGCAGCAGGUUGUGAGGUUUUUGUGCUGCAAUAGGUAACGGGAAUUUGUGUUAAAUAAGUGGGGAAAAUCUCGGGCUUCAGUAUUCGUGUUCUUUGUGGUGCUUCACUCUGUCACUCCCUCAAAACACACAGACUUACUAUUUAACCUACAAAGGCUGAAACGUUUCUAUGCAGCAUACUUAAUGUACAUCUAAAAGCCAAAUCUUCAUGUCCUAGAUUUUAUUGUUGAACCGCUGUCGUUAGUAAUGCUCUGUUAGUAAAGCAAACCUGCAAGCAGUGGCACUGGGCGGGAGCUGUGCUGACUUCUGCUUCCCUUGCCGGAGUGUCACCACUGUCCCCUCUGCCAGCCCUGCGACCCGCGGCAGCCUGAUCCUGCUCCGUGUGACAGAAGCAGCCGUUCAGUGGCUCCGGAGCCACGUUCAAGGUGCGACAGUUCAGGUCUGUAAUCAGUCUUCCUUUUAACAUAUUAAUGAAGCAGUGGAGACAAAAAUAAGGAAGAUUUCAUCCUUCAAACCAAGGACUUGUCAUGUCUUAUCAUUACAAUGAAGCCUUUGAAAAUCCAGACUACCACUUCUCAGAGACAUUGGAAAUUGAUAGAAGGGGGAGUUCUCAAAGGAAUCCAUUCUCUCACCAAACUUCUUAUGAUUCAUCUCAGUAUGAUCACUAUGGAGAGCACAGAGGCAGGGAGCAGAACUACCCUGUGGCCAUCCCCAUGGCUUCCCUGGGACUUGGCUCUGACAGCCAGGAUUUACCCAGCACAAGUCCAUAUGGAAAUUUCACAGACAAUCCUUCCUUUGAGCCUGAGCCAGAACUGACUUACACCCCACAUUCUACUUCCCAUAUGCUGGAUUAUCCCUACACUCAUGGAAUUUCCAGUGGAUCAGAAGACAGCUUCAUUCGGAGACGCAACCGAAGACCACCCGAUGAGAUCUUCAGGACUUCUUCCAGCAUGCUUGAAACAGAUCCAGUGCACAGGGAAGAGGAAGAUUUAGUUGGAAGUCUUGCAAGUAUGUCCAACAAUGAAAGGAUUAAAGCAAUCCAGAGGAUGCCAGAGACCAUGAGAAAAAAGAGAGAGAUCAGAAACAAAGUUCUGAAAGAAAUAACCAGAAAAUCAAGGCAUCGUGGUGCUCAGUGUACACAGUGUCUGCAGGGAGCAGCAGUGUCAUUUCGGCGAUUUGGCAAUACCCUUUCAGAAUAUUUUCACCAACUGCGGCCAUGGCACAAGACUCUGAAGAUCAUUGGUGCUGAGUUUGGAACAAGUGUUCUUUCUUAUUUUGUUUUUUUGAAGUGGCUGCUAAAUUUUAACAUCUUCUCUUUCCUCAUAAACUUUGGUUUCAUCACAAUUCCUCAGUUUCUUGCAGCAGAACCAAAUAACCUUUCCUUCACGGGCCUGGAGCUGCUCACUGGAGCUGGUUAUUUUCAACAAACAGUGCUCUACUAUGGCUCUUACACCAAUGCUACAAUCAGUAAAGUGGAGACCGGUGCAUCUUACAACAUGCAGCUGGCCUAUAUUUUUACUGUUGGAACAUAUUUUGUCAUCUGUUUUCUUAUCUUGUUGUUCAGCAUGGCAAGAUUAUUCUCCAGGAACUUUGUUAACCCUCAGGCACGCUCUGUGAAUGCCAGCAAGCUGCUCUGCACUUGGGACUUCAAUAUAACUAAUGAAAAAGCUGUGAAGCUGCAACAAAAGAAUCUCCUCACACAAAUAAAGGAAGGUCUCACUGAACUAAACAAAGAAAUUCAAAAUUUUUCUGUGAUGGAGAGAGUUGCUCGUUUUGCUACUCAUCUCAUUGCUUGGGUUGCUUCCCUGGCAACAGCAGUAGCUGCUUGUGCUGGUGUUUACUUCCUCUCCAUUAAUAACCUCGAGCUGUUUAUGAAAGGGUAUAGCAAUGAUCUGCAGAGACAAGCUGCCAUGUUGGUGCUACCUGUGAUUGUAUCUCUCCUCAACACAUUGGUCCCAUUCUUCUUCUCCUGGCUUGGGCACCUGGAGAAUUUUCAGACUCCUGGACAGCACAUAUAUGUCACUAUUAUCAGAAAUAUCAUCCUGAAAAUUUCAAUUGUUGGAAUACUGUGCUACUACUGGCUGAACAUCGUGGCUACCUCAGAGUCACAGUGCUGGGAAACUUUGGUUGGCCAAGAUAUCUAUCGUCUUGUUCUAGUUGACUUCAUAUUUUGUUUGCUUGGCUCUUUCUUUGGAGAGUUUUUACAAAGAAUUAUUAGAACUACAGUCUGUGUGAGCCUGGGGCUGCCAGAAUUUGAUAUUGGGCGAAAUGUUUUAGAUUUGAUCUAUGCACAGACUUUGACCUGGAUUGGUAUCCUGUUCUCACCUCUGUUGCCUGGUAUCCAGAUGAUAGCAUUUCUUAUAGUAUUUUUUGUGAAAAAGGUCAGUCUGAUGAGGAAUUGCCAGCCCCCUUGCAAAGUCUGGAGAACUGCUCAAAUGAUGACCUCCUUCAUUUUCCUGCUGUUUUGUCCUUCCUUCCUUGGAGUCCUGUCUGUCAUUGGAGUCACUGUCUGGAAGUUAAAACCUUCAGAAGAAUGUGGUCCUUUCAGAGGUUUGCCUUCCAUGUAUGCUGCAGUUGCUGAGUGGAUACAAAUACUGGAAAGCUACACUGCCUGGAAAUGGGUAGUGUGGAUCUACCACAAUUUAAUUUCAAGUGAACUUUUCUUCUUCAUCAUCUCAAGUUUUGUACUAGUUGUUACUUAUCUUUACUGGCAAAUAAUACAAGCAAGGAGGACCAUGACCAAACUCUUACAUAACCAAAUUAUUAAUGCAGGAAAGGAUAAGAAGUUUCUACUCCAAAAGCUACAAAAAGAGCAAAGGUCAAAGAGAAGCUUGUCUGCCCUGGGAGGAAGAGGCCAGCAGAGAAGCUCCUCUUCAUACCACCCAUCCAUGCAACCUGCCCAGGAGGUGCCAGGCUACCCAGAAAGGGCAUUUGACAGAAACCAAAACACAUCCUACAAUGAGCAUCCCUUUUCUGUUGAGAUCUCAAGCAGCAGUGACUUUCUACCAGGCGGCGAGCCCAGCCCGCCCCGGGCCGUGCUGCUCGCCCUGCGCGCCCGGGCAGCGGCGCUGGGGGAGGACAGCGAUGGCACCGGAGGGUUCCAGCCCCGGGCAGGCACGGGCAGCGAUGGCACCGGAGGGUUCCAGCCCCGGGCAGGCACGGGCAGCGAUGGCACCGGAGGGUUCCAGCCCCGGGCAGGCACGGGCAGCGAUGGCACCGGAGGGUUCCAGCCCCGGGCAGGCACGGGCAGCGAUGGCACCGGAGGGUUCCAGCCCCGGGCAGGCACGGGCAGCGAUGGCACCGGAGGGUUCCAGCCCCGGGCAGGCACGGACAGCGAAGGCAGCGGGGGAUUCCAGCCCCGGGCAGGCACGGACAGCAUCGAGUGAAGGCACUGGCUGCAGGAAGCAAUCCUCUCUUGCACUAAUAACUAAAAGAAUCUCUCAAACAUCUUAUUUUACAUCUAAAUGGAAGGAAAAAAAAUUAGAAGAACAGGUUGCAAAAUCUGUUGGGACUUCGGUUUUUUACUGUGAUAGGGAAUAUCCACCUGUGGGAGUUGUUUUGCAGCAGUGGUAUUUGGUGACAGCCUUCCCCCAGCGCUGGCAUCACCUCGAUGAAGUAAGGCUCCCUCCAUAGCUGACCACGUGUUGUUGACUAAAUAUAAGGGAACUUGUGCCUAACUGUAAAUAAAAGCUGUGUUUUAAAAAUAUUUUUCUAACAUUUAUAUUGUUUUACCUGUUUUAUCAGCUUUUAUCUGACGUAUUGGUCAAAUAAACAGAAGUAUAUUAAA